Molecule: messenger RNA, 508 nt
Organism: Cherax quadricarinatus
Lineage: Eukaryota; Metazoa; Arthropoda; Malacostraca; Decapoda; Parastacidae
Gene: RpL23
Product: ribosomal protein L23
Biological process (GO): translation
Cellular component (GO): ribosome; cytosolic large ribosomal subunit
Molecular function (GO): structural constituent of ribosome; large ribosomal subunit rRNA binding
Source: RefSeq, a predicted model, not a curated record
UGAUCCUUGUGUGUGAGAGUGCGUGCGGGCGCGCGGGCGCACUUCUUCAUCACAGCAGCCAUGUCGAAGAGAGGACGUGGAGCGUCUUGUGGCGGGAAGUUCCGCAUUUCCCUCGGUCUGCCUGUGGGUGCAGUCAUGAGCUGUGCAGACAACACAGGGGCUAAAAAUCUCUACAUAAUUGCUGUUCAAGGGGUAAGAGGUCGUCUGAAUCGUUUGCCUGCUGCUGCUGUUGGCGACAUUGUGGCAGCCACAGUAAAGAAGGGAAAGCCGGAGCUCAGGAAAAAAGUGCAUCCUGCCGUAGUUGUGAGGCAGAGGAAGCCUUACCGUAGGAAGGACGGGGUGUUCAUCUACUUUGAAGAUAAUGCUGGGGUCAUAGUUAACAAUAAAGGAGAAAUGAAAGGCUCAGCCAUCACUGGCCCAGUGGCUAAGGAGUGUGCUGACUUGUGGCCCAGGAUUGCUUCAAAUGCUGGUUCAAUUGCAUAAAUUUACCAAUAAAGAAAAAAAUAAA